CUGCAUCCAAGACCGUGCAUCGCUGGCCAUCGUCGUCGUUAUCGAUUCAUCAUUGUCAAUCCAAGAACAAGGAGAGGAUCAAAGUUUCGGAGAGAGAGCCAACUUCAAAGUCAGCGACCAUCCAUGGACUUCUGGCAAAAAGCUCGAAGUUUUGCCGAGGAAGCAGCCAAACGCUCACAGGAGCUCACUAAGGAAGCCGCCAAGCGAUCCCAGGAACUCACAGUCGGAGCUUCCAAGUUCUCCGACAUCGUCUCCGAGACCGCCAAGCGCUCCAAGGAGUUCGCCGCCGAGGCCUCCAAGAGAGCCGAACAGAUCAGAUUGGAAGCCUUAAAGCAGGCCGACAAGAUCAAGCACUUGGCCGAUGGGGUUGCCGUUGCCCCAGCUCUCAUGGAGCCUUCUGUGGAGACGCAAGAGAAGGAUCUGGAAGCCUUUGGAAUAACCGAGGAGUUGAGGGAUUUCGUCAGAGGCAUCACCAUCAGCACGUUUCAGGAUUUCCCUCUUGAAGAUGAUACGCAGUUCUCUGAUAUUCCUACCGUCUCAAAUGUUAGCCAGGAUCUUACAGAGUGGCAAGCAAAACAUGCUAAUCUUGUUCUUUCAACUGUUAAGGAAAUAUCAAAAUUAAGAUAUGAGUUGUGCCCACGUGUUAUGAGAGAAAGGAAGUUCUGGAGGAUAUAUUUCAUUCUGGUGAACAAUCAUGUGGCUCCCUAUGAGAAGAGAUAUGUAGAGGAUAUGAAGCUAAAAUCAGCAGAACAUGAGAAAGUUGACAAAGCUGAGGAACCUAUGAAGGAUGGAAUUACUUCUGAAGAACAAGUCAAGGAUGCAAACCACCAAAGUAAAACUGCAACCUCGUCAUCUGCUGAGCAAGAUUUGGAUGCAUUUCUCUUGGGAGAUCCUGGAGACAGUGAUGAUGGUCCAGAUGAUGAUGAUGAUGAUGAUGGGGACCUUGAUGAUGAAUUUGACAAAAUGGUGGAUGGAUCAGAUGAUGAGAAAGAGGACUUGUAGGAAUAUGGCAAAGUGGUUGGAACGUUGGUGGAAUUGGCUGCUUCAUUUGACAAGGAACCUUCACUUCGAAGGAUGCUGUUAAGGAUAGAUUUGCCUAACCUACAAUGGGAAACCAAUGUUAUAACUAGAAUUCCCAAGCAGUUCUUGUUUCUUUAUCCUCCUAUCAUUUUGUUAAUUCCCUUUGUUUAAUUUCCCCCCCCCCCCCCCCCCCCCCCCCUCCUAUUUCUUAAUCUCUUUUUUGUCAUUUUUGGUACCCUGAAGUGCUAUUUACUUUUAGUUAGCGAUUGCUUUAUAUUCACGUAUAUAUCGCUUCCUUUUCAUUUUAAACACAUUAAAUAAAUAGCUGGAUCCUUGGGGUUUUGUAUGAAA
Ziziphus jujuba (common jujube) is the source of this 1371-nucleotide messenger RNA. RefSeq lists its product as uncharacterized. The record is from RefSeq and is a predicted model, not a curated record. The coding region runs from base 124 to 1002 and encodes 292 amino acids. The transcript has 6 exons. Lineage: Eukaryota; Viridiplantae; Streptophyta; Magnoliopsida; Rosales; Rhamnaceae.